GUUACAAUGCGUUCAAUACUUUUACUGUUUACGUGCCUCUAUACCAUUCAAGUCCAGGGCCAAAAUAAUAUGUGUGAAAUUAGAAAUAUCGGGGAAGCCGAGAAGUUAUUUUUCGACGCAUUUCGGGUGAGUUUCAACAAAGCUGAGAUGUCAACGGAAGCGGCUAGAAUCGCUGCUUGCAUCGAGAAUAAAUCACUGAAGCUAACUGAGAUUCCAGGCUGUCUUAAGCCAAAAUAUUGCUUACUUUGCCGCGGUGCAAUGUACGCCUUAAUAGUCAGCUACAGAUCAAAUUUGGCUGGUGAAUCCCCCCAGGUAACGAUGGGAACCUUGGCUAAAGACUUUGUCUGGUGGCCAAGUUUGAGAAGGAAUAUUGUGCACGACUUGUCGAUAUUUAUUUGCCUACAAUAGCGCAAAUCCUUAAAAGGAACCCUAAUAUAACGCCCAACCAAAUUUGCUCGAUGAUAUUUUCACCGAUAAAGUGUUCUGAGCAUUACCGUGAUGAGUUGAAAUCAAAGCAAAUAACUCUUAGCCCUCGUCAUGGCAAGCUUCCAGUUGGGCAGAAUCCCGUAACUUCAUCUCCAGUUAAAAUUCUUCACAUCACCGACAUUCAUUAUGAUCCCAAAUACAAGCAUGGUGUCAAAUAUCUUAAAAUAACAAUAUAGUUCACUCUCGAAUUUCCCAUAUAUUCCCGUGAAGACAGACAGCAAAUAUAUUAAAUACCAAUAUAGUUCACUUACGUGAAAUUAUGAAGACAAAUUGAAAAUGACAGAAGCGUUAGUCACCUUUUCGACCGCUAGGUGCGCCACUUCUGAUUUUGUUCUACACGACAUGCGAAAUAGAGUAACUUUUGACAAUAAUAUUACCCUAAUGGGUACACUGAAAAAAAUUCACAUUUUAUUGUGAAGUGGACUCGGCCGAAUAUUUUAUAACAAUAAAGUUCGCCUAUGCAUAAGGCAAUCCAUGGGUGGUGUUCCACGGUUUGUACGUUUGUCGACCUCCGACAAUAUUUUGAGUUGUAAAAUGGCGACUUCCGGUGACUGGGAAACUGCCGAAAAUGACCAAAUACCACCUAAUAUGGGUGUUUUUUUAACCAGAAUGACGCUCAGAGGCCAGAAAUUGUCUCGAAAUGCCAGUUUGAAAUCCAAGAUGGCGACUUCCGGUUUUUGAAAAAUCAGACAAAAUUUUGAAUUGUAAGAUGGCGACUUCCAGUGAUUGGAAAAAGAGGAAAACGACCAAAUACCACCAAUAUGGAUGUUUCUUUAACUAGAAUGACGCUCAGAGGCCAGAAAUUGUCUCUGAAUACCAUUUUGAAAUCCAAGAUGGCGACUUCCGGUUUCUGAGAAACAGCGAGAUAUGACCAAAUACCAUCCAAUAUGGGUAUUUCCGAAAUCGUGAUGAUGCACUGAAACCACAAAUCGACCUCAGACAACAUUUUGAGUAGUAAAAUGGCGACUUUUGGUGACUGGAAAACUGCCGAAAAUGACCCAAAAACAACCAAAUAUGGGUGUUUCUUUAACCAGAAUGAUGCUCAGAGGCCAGAAAUUGUCUCCAAAUGCCAUUUUGAAAUCCAAUAUGGCGA
This is a messenger RNA of Wyeomyia smithii (pitcher-plant mosquito), 1579 nucleotides long. RefSeq lists its product as uncharacterized. The coding region runs from base 7 to 408 and encodes 133 amino acids. The transcript has 4 exons. The record is from RefSeq and is a predicted model, not a curated record. NCBI's taxonomy places the organism in Eukaryota, Metazoa, Arthropoda, Insecta, Diptera, Culicidae.